Messenger RNA from Humulus lupulus (European hop), 883 nucleotides. RefSeq lists its product as uncharacterized. The coding region runs from base 176 to 649 and encodes 157 amino acids. The transcript is spliced from 2 exons. Lineage: Eukaryota; Viridiplantae; Streptophyta; Magnoliopsida; Rosales; Cannabaceae. The record is from RefSeq and is a predicted model, not a curated record. Gene Ontology annotation, molecular function: acyltransferase activity, transferring groups other than amino-acyl groups.
AAUAAAUACUCUUAAAAACACCAAAUCUAUUCAAAUCAAACUUAUAAUAAUCAUUAAUCCAGAAAUGAAUAAACAAUUACAAGAGCGGAGAAUUCAUAGUAUCAGUAGAGAGAUAACAAUCCAUGAUCCGAGAAAGAGAUAAUAAUAGAAAUAAUAAAUAAAUCAAAACUGAUCCAUGUCGACAGGGGCAGUUGUUGAGCUUCAGAGGAACUCUUCCAAGUGGUCUACUAUAGUAGAAAGCAUUACAAAACUUGAGAGAAAGAUCUUCCCCAAACAUGAAUCGCUUGCCAAAUCCUUUGAAGAUGAACUAAGGAAAAAGAACUGUGGAUUGCUUUACAUGGAAGUGGAUGGCGAUAUUGCCGGCUAUGUCAUGUACUCACGGCCUUCUUCUCUUUCCGCUUCCAUCACAAAGCUCGCAGUUAAGGAGAAUUUUCGGAGGCGCGGAUAUGGAGAGGCACUACUAAAAGCAGCGAUUGACAAAAGCAGAACGAACCAUGUGCAACGAAUAUCUCUUCAUGUUGACCCCUUGAGAAAUCCUGCCAUGAAUCUCUACAAGAAAUUGGGUUUUAAAGUUGAUAAUCUCAUUGAAGGUUACUAUUCAUCUGAUCGAAAUGCCUAUAGAAUGUACUUGGAUUUCGAUCCCGAAUAGUGUGUCAGUACAACGAGAGAUCAAGCGUUGCUCCAAGAACAUAUAUUUUCUCAGUUGGGUGGUAUUAUAUGUCAAAGACCACAAAACCAUGGUAAGAUUAAGCUAUGUUACUAGUUGCAUUGCAAAAAAGUGUUAUCAGAACAUUUGAAUUUGGUCCUGUAAUAAAAGACUAAUUUUGUUCCAUGGAAAACAUUAAAUGCCAAUCACUAUGAAUAUACAUAAAAAUUAUGAUCA